Molecule: messenger RNA, 1821 nt
Organism: Macadamia integrifolia
Lineage: Eukaryota; Viridiplantae; Streptophyta; Magnoliopsida; Proteales; Proteaceae
Product: zinc finger CCCH domain-containing protein 43-like
Exons: 7
Coding region: 136-1554 (472 amino acids)
Molecular function (GO): mRNA binding; metal ion binding
Source: RefSeq, a predicted model, not a curated record
UCACUCUCACCGUGGGCGAAGUAACGUUGAUCCUGUUCUCGAUCUCCGCAAGAGCUUUCUCACUUCUCUCUCUCUCUCUCUCUCUCUCUCUCUCCGGUUAAUUAGGGUUCGAAUUUUUGAAAUGUUGAAGAAGUAAUGGAGUCGGUGUUCAAAGUGAAAACCCAGGAAGAGGAGGAGUUCACAAUACACAUCUCAUCUCCUUCUUCGCCUUCACCUCCUUCAUCUCCUGCUUCUCCUUCUUCUGUGGAUCCUGCUGUUACUGUUGACACUGUUGAUGCUGUUGUCCCUGCUUCUGUUUAUUCUACUGAGGAUGUGACUGCUCCCGUAGAAAUUCUAGAAGGAGAGUUUCAAACUAUUGAUCUAGAAGAUAACAACAAAGAUAAUGGCGAGGAAGUUGCCGCUGUCAUUCCUGAUCUUGGUUAUUCUUCUGAGGAUGCGCUUGCUAUCGUGGAAAUUCUAGAAGAAGAGUUUCAAAAUGUUGAUUUACGAGACGAUAACAAAGAUAACGGCGACGAAUAUGAUGAGCUUGAGGAGUUUAUGGUCGGUAGGGAUUCUCUGGUUAGGGAUACAAAACCUACAAAAAUUCUCUAUCCCCAGAGACCAGAUGCCCCCGAUUGCUCCUAUUACCUUCGGACCGGAAGUUGUCGAUAUGGAGCGAAUUGCAGGUACAAUCAUCCUGCUAGGACGGAAAACCAGGGACGAAGAUCGGCUUCGCCGGAAUCUAGGCAGGGUUUUAAGGAGAAGGAAGACCUUUCCGAGAUAAUGGGGCAGCAAGAGUGCAAGUAUUACUUGCGGUCUGGAGGGUGUAAGUUCGGAAAAGCUUGUAGAUACAAUCAUUCACGGGAAAAACCUGUCGUACCACUACCACCACCUGCACCUCCACAUGAUUUUAACUUUCUUGGCUUGCCAAUUAGACUGGGGGAAAGAGAGUGCCCGUACUAUAUGCGUACUGGUUCCUGCAAGUAUGGAUCCAACUGCAGGUUUCAUCAUCCUGAUCCUACUGCUGUUGGAGGAGGCGAUAUUCCUUCUGGUUCUGUCUCAUUACAUCCGUCAGGUGGAUCACAACCGGUUUCAGCAUCUUGGUCUUCUCCACCGAAUGAGACUGUUCCUUACCUAGAUCCUGCCAAUUCUUAUGUACCAAUGAUGCUUCCGCCUCAAGGGGUGCAUCCAAAUCCUAAGUGGAAUGGUUAUCAGGCUCCAGCAUACUCUCCAGAAAGAAGCGUACACCCACCUCUGGCUUUAGUUCCGAACAAUCCGACAAACAGAACAGACAUCUCUAGGCAUAAUCAACAACACAUGUUGGAUGAAUUCCCGGAGAGACCUGGCCAACCGGAGUGUAGUUACUUCAUGAAAACUGGGGACUGUAAAUAUAGGUCGGCGUGUAAGUAUAACCAUCCAAAGAACCGGGUCCCAAAAUUGUCAGCAUGCACACUCAGUCCCAUGGGCCUGCCUUUAAGACCUGAUCAGAGCAUAUGUACGCACUAUCAUCGAUAUGGCAUAUGCAAGUUUGGUGCUGCCUGUAAAUUUGACCAUCCAGUAAAUUAUGCUUUUUAAGCUACUUCAGGUGCUUCUGCGCUAGGUCUAGCUCCCUAUCUCUUAGCAACCUUGCAACCCUGCAACCCUGGAAGGGAUUAGAGUGGCAGGAUGUGGAAAUUAGAGGCUCUGAUCCAGCAAUCUGGUAAUAAAUUUAAUAGUCUUUUUUUUCGUGAAAGGUAAUAAAUUUAUUUGUCAUGUAAACUGUAAGGAACCAAAGGAAAGACAAAAGGAUUGAGAGUUGUAGAAUUGUCUUUACUUUAAUUAUUUGUUUAUUGUUGCUGGACA